Messenger RNA from Ceratina calcarata, 2056 nucleotides. RefSeq names its product protein MTO1 homolog, mitochondrial. NCBI's taxonomy places the organism in Eukaryota, Metazoa, Arthropoda, Insecta, Hymenoptera, Apidae. The record is from RefSeq and is a predicted model, not a curated record. The transcript has 10 exons. Gene Ontology annotation, biological process: tRNA methylation; tRNA wobble uridine modification. Gene Ontology annotation, cellular component: cytosol. Gene Ontology annotation, molecular function: flavin adenine dinucleotide binding. The coding region runs from base 38 to 2020 and encodes 660 amino acids.
UACUACCAAGAAUUAGAGAUGCAGAUACUCUAAUAGAAUGAAUCUAAAAAAUAUGAAAUUAUCUGCAUUAAGCAGAAAUUUUAGACAAAGAUAUUUACAAUUUAUAAGAAAUUUCUCAUCGAACAAUCAUGAGUGCAAGUUCGAUGUUGUUGUCAUUGGUGGUGGUCAUGCUGGAACAGAGGCUUGUGCAGCUGCAGCUAGAAUGGGUGCAAACACGCUACUUAUCACCCAUAAAAAGAGUACAAUAGGAGAAAUGUCGUGUAAUCCAUCUUUUGGUGGAAUUGGAAAGGGAAAUCUCAUGAGAGAAGUAGAUGCUUUGGAUGGAGUCUGUUGUCGUAUAUGUGAUAUCUCAGGCAUUAAUUAUACGAUGUUGAAUAGAUCCAAAGGACCUGCCGUAUGGGGCUACAGAGCUCAAAUUGAUCGUGUUUUAUACAAGAAACAUCUUCAACAAGAAUUGUUCAAUACACCCGGUUUACAAAUAUAUGAAUCUUCCGUAGAAGAUUUAAUCAUCCAAGGAGAUUCUCCAACAUGCCAUGGAAUAAUUCUUAAGGAUGGAACGAAAAUAUACAGCGAUGCGGUCGUCAUAACGACGGGUACAUUUUUAAAGGGACAAAUUAAUAUUGGUUUAGAGAAGAGGCCUGCUGGCAGGCUCGGUGACGAACCUAGCAUCGGAUUAGCCAAUACAUUAGAAAGAAUCGGAUUUAGAAUAGGAAGAUUGAAAACUGGUACUCCGCCGCGGAUAGAAAAGUCGACGAUAGAUUUUUCUAAAUGCCGUAUACAAUUACCAGAUAAAGUAUCCAAACCAUUUUCGUUUAUGAAUGAAACGGUUUGGCUACCCGUGGAGAAACAGAUACCUUGCUACCAAACUAAUACAAACGAAGGUGUUCAGAAAAUUAUAAAUGACAAUUUACAUUGUAAUUCACACGUUACGGAGGAGAUAACAGGACCACGCUAUUGUCCAAGUAUUGAAAGUAAAGUUCUGAAAUUCCCGGCAAAUAAUCAUUUAAUCUGGCUAGAACCCGAGGGACUGGAUUCGCCGUUAGUUUACCCCGGUGGGUUGUCGUGCACGUUGCCUGCUGAGAAGCAACAGGAGCUUAUCAAUUGCAUCCCGGGAUUAGAAAAUGCCAAAAUGGCAAGUCCCGGAUAUGGGGUUGAGUACGAUUACAUCGACCCAAGAGAAUUAAAUCCUACGUUAGAGACAAAGAAAAUUCCAGGACUGUUUCUCGCUGGCCAAAUUAAUGGUACAACCGGUUACGAGGAAGCCGCAGCGCAAGGAAUCGUGGCCGGUGUCAAUGCCGCAGCUAAGGUUCUCCACAAGAAGCCGAUGAUAAUAAGUCGAACAGAAGGAUACAUCGGAGUUCUGAUCGACGACCUUACUGUACUAGGUACGAAUGAACCGUACAGAAUGUUCACUAGUCGCGCGGAAUUUCGAUUGAGCCUACGUCCGGAUAACGCGGAUCGAAGGUUGACUAGGAAAGGAUACGACUAUGGUUGCGUGUCUGAAGAGAGGCUGAUAAAGACUGAAGCGAUUUUAUCCAGAUUAGAAGAAAAUAUAAAAUUGUUUAACGAUAUUAGAAUGCCCAUGGAGAAGUGGCAGAGAUUAUUAAAGCUACCACUUACGAAGAAUACCAAUCAAAAAUCCGCUUUUGAGUUGCUACGGAAUAUCGAAAUAAAUAUUGACAUGAUUAUUCAAGCGCUUCCAGAUUGCUUUGGACAUCUCGCCCAGGAUCCAAUGGUCGUGCGAAGACUAAAGAUAGAAGGGCUUUACGCAGGGAGUAUUGAACAACAGCAGCAAGAGGUCAAUGAAAUUCGCAAGAACGAGCAGAUGAUCAUACCGCCAUCCAUAGACUAUAACAUGCGCCAAUUAAACCUAUCCGUGGAGGAGAAGGAAAAACUUACAGAACUGCAGCCUUGUACGAUUGCAGCGGCUAGUCGAAUUCAGGGUGUCACUCCGUAUGCCAUUUUGCGUUUAAUAUAUCACAUACGAAGUACAUCUGUACAGAAUACAGUUAGGAUUUAAUUAGGAACUAUUCCAAAUAAAGUAUUUUACAACUAA